Molecule: messenger RNA, 3039 nt
Organism: Durusdinium trenchii
Lineage: Eukaryota; Dinophyceae; Suessiales; Symbiodiniaceae
Source: the annotation of a GenBank genome assembly
AUGCAGGCCCUUUGGUACACCGUGCUCGUGGGGAUGCUGCCAGCCCUCGUGGCCUUUCUGCUUCUGCGGCGCCUCGAGCCUUCGGUCAUCGGUCACGUGAGACGCUGGGUGAGGAAUGUGGCUCUUUGUUUGACUGCCAUCUCCUUGCUGGCACUUUGGAUCGGAGGCACUGAUGUGGUGGGGAUUUGGGGAUUGCAGCCGCUGGCGACCGCUGGCAUCAUGUCCUGGGCUCCGGUGGUCUAUUUGCAGUCCACCAUCCUGUGGAUUGUGGUGGUCUACAACCUCACGCACUUCAUCGGUUCCGUGGACCUCUCCGUGGAAAUGGAUCUGCCCUUCCCCUUGCAGGUGACCUAUUUGGUCCUGGUGACGCUGUGGUUCUCGUCCUUCCUCCGCGUCCUAUGCACCAGGCCUGGGAAACCGAAGGACUUUGAGUCCGAAAUGCUUUCCCCCAAGCCGCGGCCGAAUAAUCAGGUCUUUUGUGUGUUUUGCCAGUCGCAGAAACCUCAGCGGUGUCGGCAUUGCACCAAGUGCGGCGCCUGCGUCUUGCGCAUGGACCACCACUGCCCUUGGCUUCGGCAAUGCAUCGGCUUUGGGAAUUACAAAUACUUUGUCGCCUUCAUUACCUACUCCGCGGUAGCUUUACUCUUCAAGGCAGUGACUUUGAUGCUUUUUACUGUCAGAGCCUUCCAUGGAGAGAUCACCUUUUGGACCAAGCUUUGGUUAGUCUCCACCGCAGCUCAGCCCAUCCAUCUCCUCACAGCCUAUCCAUCUCCUCACAGCGGCAGCCUUGGUGAGGAAGCCUUGGUCAUAGCCUUAGCUGGCACGAUGACGGCCUUCGCAGCCUUCCACCUCUACUUGUGUGCCAUUGGAAUGACCACCAUCGAAUUCCUCACCAGGACCAAUCCACGGUCCGUCGAUCUCGACCACUCCACGGUGGACCUGAGGUUGUUCCCGGCCUGUCCACCAAGUGGAGAUGGCCGCACCUUCCCCCACAAGGUCCUGCCUCACGACGUCGACAAGCGCACAAAGGAGUCGCAACGUGCCUUGGCAAUCUCCGAGGAGACGGCGCUGAAGGAAAAGGAGGUGGAACGAAGCGAGGAUGAGAUCCAACGGCUGCAACAGCUCCACUCCCGCCAGUAUGACUUGCUGGUGCAACAUCUGCAGCGGCAAGUGGAGGAAGCCAAAUCUGCGUGGAAGUCGAGACGGCGGCACUUGGAAGCGUGCAAGCAAGAGGAGUAUGAGCUCCAUCAGAAGGUCGUGGCCAAAGAGCAACAGACCCAAGCCGUGAAGAGUGCUUUGGACAAGACCUGGCGACGGAUGGAAGAGAUGCAGCGCAGCGUCUCGGAGAAGCGCGCCACCUUGGAGGCGAGAGCCAACGGCGAUUGGUCCCGGGAUCUGGACGAUAGCGACGGAACGUGCCGACAGAUGGCGGAGGAGAUCAACAGACAUAUGCAGGUUCGACAAGAGGUGAGCUCUUAUCGAAGUCAGAUCCAAGCGGCGCUGGAGGCCUACCGCCAUGACUACCAGGCCUUUCGUGCGGGCCACCCAUUGGGUGCUCAUGGCGAGAUCGCGCAGGCAGUGGCGCCUCGCAGCAGUGCUUCCGCGCCGAUGCGGGGCGAGCGCGGGGGAUCAGGGGAGGCGUACUUCAGCGAGCCCGAGUGGGGCAUGCGCAGCUCCGAGGAGACGGCUGCAGAGGCCUUGGCGCUGCCCAACCACCCCGACCGACACGGGCACAGCGUCCCGGUCCCGCCGGUCGCGCCGGUCGCGCCGUCGCCGAACUUCUGGUGGUGGCUGAGCGACGAAACGCGGAGUCGCCCCGAUGAAGCGCAGCUGCCCAAGGUGCCCCGAAGUCAUCUGUUGGAGGUGGCGCGCGUUCCGCUGCGUUUGGAGAAGGUCUUGGCCUUCGGCUUUUUGUUGUGCUUCGACAUCCUCCUCCAUGAGCUUAGCUUCACGCCCCUCCAGGUGCUUUGUGCGCUCCUGCGCCAAGUCUUCCGGACCAACCGCGCGUCCCGACGUGCGGCACCGGCGGUGACGAUCACGGAGAAGUGUGAUUUGAUUCGUUUGAGUUUACUGCUUGCCAACGUGGCCUUGCAAUCGAUGUUCUUCAGUAACUCCUGGGUGUAUCACUACAUCCGUGGUGAAUCCUUUUUGAAGCUUUACGUCUUCUUCAACAUGUUGGAGCUCGCGGAGCGUUGGCUUCGCUCGGUGGGCGUCGAUCUCUUCGACCUCCUGGCGGCCCGAGCGACGGGGGCGUCGGGCGGAGCCGGUGCGGUGGAGCUGCUGCCACAGUACCUGCUGGUCUUGUCCUACUGCUUCAUCCAUUCGUCCAUGCACAUGCUCCGGGUGCUUCUGCUCACCGUGGCUAUCAAUACCUCUUCGAGCGCGGUCUUCCUCAUCAUCGUCACGAACAACUUCGCCGAGAUCAAGUCGACGGUCUUCAAGCGCUACGAGGUCAAGUCGCUGUUUCCGAUCAUCACCUCUGACAUGGUGGAACGAUUCUACUUGGCGCUGGACAUCCUCUUCGUCUUGCUGCGCCUGGCCACCUCGGACCGAAGAGGCUUGGCGUCUGCGGUGCAGAUCACCAGUUGGCUCCUGCUGCUGGUGGGUAUUGAGCUGGGUACAGACUGGGUGAAGUUCUGCUUGAUCAUGAAGUUCAGCGAGUUGCCAGUGUCGGUGCUCGAGAAUUACCAGCAGGUGCUCAUCGCCGACCUCUUGGUGUGUCGCAUGCCUCACACCGCACGAGACGCCAGACCGCCCAGCCUGCCCUGUAUGCCCUUCCGAGGCGUCCAAUCUUUCAGCCACGUGGUGGCGCGGCGAAUCGGCUUCAGCGGCUUGCCGCUCUCCACGCUGGUGCUGUCGCACCUGUUGCACGCGAACCUCGCCUGCCAGGGCCCAGGUGUCCUGCUGUACCUCUUGCUGGCACUGAUCCUCACACUGGCCAAGGUGCUUCUGUCAGUGCUCUUGCUGGGCUUGGCCGCACGCCGGCGGAACUCCAUCGCGCGGGGGCUGGAGCUCUUCGGGAAGAUCAAAGCGUUGUGA